AUGUCUGACAAGAUGUCCAUCGACAAGAAAGACCCAUCGAAGGAUAAAUCGGACGACGAGUCCUUGGAGUCCAGCCCUGAAAACGAGCCUGGCCCUACAGCACCGCAGGAGAACCAACCAGCUAAACGCAAAGGUGGCCGCAAGCCUAUAUACGCAACCUCGGAAGAGAGGAAGCAAAGGAAUCGCCAGGCGCAGGCCGCGUUCCGUGAGCGACGAACAGAAUACAUCAAACAGCUCGAAGAAACGAUCAGAGUCCAUGAAUCGAAUCUGUCUAAUUUGCAGGCGGCUCAUCGAAGUGCUGCAGAUGAGUGCUUGAUGCUCCGGUACAAGAACUCACUCUUGGAACGAAUUCUUCUUGAGAAAGGUAUUGACGUCCAAGCUGAGCUUCGCGCCAAAACUGGCAGUCCAAAUCUUGGUCCAACUCAUAUGCCCCAGAAUAUGGUUCAACCACCACCUAUUCAGCGGGCCAUUUUGAGCAGACAUCAUCACGCACGCAGGUCUGCCUCCAGUAUCGCCCCGAAACUCGAACCUGGCGCCACGUCCUUGCCCCCUUCGAUGCAUGGCGUUCAGUCCACAUCAUCGCCUAAGACGAGACCGACCCCCCCUUCGCAUGCGGCUUCUCCUACUAACCCAAACCCCAACCACGGGUUUCGUCACUCAGCUGCCUCACCCACCACGUCAGAUCAUCCAGGCAUGCGCCCGGCGACUUCAGCCCCGUCGAUGAAGCCGCAAAUACCUACCAUGCUGGGACCGAUGGCGGCCGCUGCGGCACGACAAGGUAUCAUGCAACCCGGCAGUGGUGUCGGUGGAAACCGCGGCAAUGCUUACUACCCGACACCGUCGUUCCAGAAUCAUAUUGAGCAACUCGGCAAGCUGACCCGUUUUCUCACAGAACAGGAGUACGAUGCACCGAACGAUAUGAUCGACGAAGUCGAACCGGAUACGCCUGGUCCGGGUCCGUACCCAUCGGCCUUUCCCGGCGGACCGCAACAGCACGCUUUACAGAUGCAACAACCGGCAACCUCGGGAACUGCUGGACAGCAGAUGAUGGUCCAGAAUGAGCAGCCUGUCCAGACUCAGGGGCAAGGAUAUCCAUCUAUGACACAGCUGCUUGAUCCAGCGUUGGACUGGGACCCAUUCGGUCUCAGCGCCUCUAUGGCGUUUCCAACCCAAUUCUCCUUCGACACCAGUAACAUGCGAUAG
Messenger RNA from Pseudomassariella vexata, 1203 nucleotides. RefSeq lists its product as uncharacterized. Gene Ontology annotation, molecular function: transcription cis-regulatory region binding; DNA-binding transcription activator activity, RNA polymerase II-specific. The record is from RefSeq and is a predicted model, not a curated record. NCBI's taxonomy places the organism in Eukaryota, Fungi, Ascomycota, Sordariomycetes, Amphisphaeriales, Pseudomassariaceae. The transcript is spliced from 4 exons. Bases 1 to 1203 code for a protein of 400 amino acids. Gene Ontology annotation, cellular component: RNA polymerase II transcription regulator complex.